Lucilia cuprina (Australian sheep blowfly) is the source of this 426-nucleotide messenger RNA. Its product is annotated as pupal cuticle protein C1B-like. The transcript has 2 exons. The coding region runs from base 56 to 319 and encodes 87 amino acids. Lineage: Eukaryota; Metazoa; Arthropoda; Insecta; Diptera; Calliphoridae. The record is from RefSeq and is a predicted model, not a curated record.
UAAAAGUCCCACAUAACGUCUAGAACUUCAAUUUACAAAACUAAAUCUUAACAAAAUGUUUAAAUUGAUCGUCUUGGUAUUCGCUGCACUCUUCGCCAUUGCUGCUGCCCGUCCCGGCUAUUUGGCUUCCUCACCCGUAGUCUACUCUUCGCACUAUGUACAACCUGUUGUAAGUGCUCAUUACUCUGUGCCCGUUGUCCACGCUCCCGUAGUACACACUGCUGUUGUUGCUCCUGUUGUACACGCUUCUCCUGUCUAUCACUCUUAUGGUGCUGUUGUCAAGAGCUAUGCUCCCGCUUAUGGUGCUUGGAAACACUAGACCUAGUGCUAAGGAUUAUGUUGUGUUGAGAUAUACACAUAUGAGGACCUGAAUUUUAAUUUAAGAAAUACAUCGAAUAAUAAAAUUUAAAUUUUAUAAAAAAAACU